AUGCCGCCUGCGCCCCUCACCUCUAUGGAAGGGACUGUCAAUGAAACAAACUGGAGUGUUUCCGUGCCUGCUGGAAGCAGGUAUCACCUCUACAUUGGCUUGGCUUUGGCAAUAGGUUCCAGUAUCUUUAAUGGUUCUAGUUUCAUACUGAAGAAAAAAGGACUUUUGAAACUGGCAGACAGAGGAGUCACCCGAGCUGGACAAGGUGGAUAUUCUUAUUUGAAGGAAUGGCUUUGGUGGGCUGGACUGCUAUCAAUGGGAUUAGGAGAAGCUGUAAACUUUGCUGCCUAUGCGUUUGCACCUGCAACCUUAGUUACCCCACUGGGUGCACUGAGUGUUCUCAUAAGUGCUAUAUUGUCAUCCUAUUUUUUAAAAGAGAAGCUGAAUAUUCACGGAAAGCUGGGCUGUGUACUGAGCAUUUUGGGGUCAACAGUCAUGGUUAUUCACGCCCCAGAGGAGGAAGAGGUCACCUCACUAGAUGAAAUGGAAAGAAAGCUGCAAGAUCCAGCAUUUGUCACGUUUGCUGUUCUCAUAACAGUUGUUGCCAUUGUCCUGAUUUUUGUCGUGGCUCCGAAGAGAGGUCAGACAAACGUAUUGAUCUACAUUUUAAUUUGCUCGCUUAUUGGUGCCUUCUCUGUCUCAUCUGUGAAAGGCCUGGGCAUUGCCAUUAAACAAAUGCUGGAGCAGAAGCCAGUUUAUCGGCAUCCGCUGGUUUACAUUUUGGUGGGCAUCUUGGUGCUCUCAGUCAGCACUCAGAUCAACUAUCUCAACAAAGCAUUGGACGUGUUCAAUACAUCUCUAGUGACACCUAUUUAUUACGUGUGUUUCACUACGACAGUUGUGACAUGCUCCAUCAUCUUGUUCAAGGAGUGGAAUAGUAUGCAACUGGGUGAUAUCAUUGGAACCCUGAGUGGAUUCUGCAGUAUCCUUAUUGGCAUUUUCCUAUUGCAUGCUUUCAAAAAUACUAACAUCACUUGGAAGCAGUUAAUGUCCACUGUGGCCAAAGAACCAUCACUACCACACCGUAAAUACGAAACCCGUGACACUUUACUAGAGAACAUGGAAGAUCCAGCUUUGGCAUAUGAGGAGGACGACAUUUUAUUCAGUCAAUGAAACUCUCUAAG
Molecule: messenger RNA, 1124 nt
Organism: Chiroxiphia lanceolata (lance-tailed manakin)
Lineage: Eukaryota; Metazoa; Chordata; Aves; Passeriformes; Pipridae
Gene: NIPAL1
Product: NIPA like domain containing 1
Exons: 6
Coding region: 1-1113 (370 amino acids)
Biological process (GO): magnesium ion transport
Cellular component (GO): membrane
Molecular function (GO): magnesium ion transmembrane transporter activity
Source: RefSeq, a predicted model, not a curated record